AUGAUAGGUGAAAAGUUCACUAGAAAGGAAUCUUUAAAAGCAAAAGCUUUUAAUUUAGUUGAAAAAGGGCAAAAGCUUGGAAGUCCUAAAAGAAAACAUGAUUCACAGCGGAAAGUUGACAAUGGACAAACUCAAAGUCCAAAAUGUGUAGUUAAAAAUAUAUCUUUGAAAAAACCUUCUAAACUUGAAGAAACAGCUUCUAAAAGCCCAAGAGUGCAUAAGAAGCAGGUCAAGCAAAAACCUAAAAUAAAAUCUAAUAGUCCAGUCUCUAGGAAGAUAAUAAAAGAAAAUGUUAUAGGAUCAUUGAAAUGGGAGGCACAAAAGCGAACAGAGAUUUAUAAAGAAAUAUACAAGAAUUUAGAAUUAAAAUACUGCCUCCACAAUAAAGAAGAGCUAGAGUAUAUAGAAACCCAUGAUUUCGUUCGACCGAGUGCAUCAGAGAAGCUCCUUAAAACUUUUGAUAUUGAUAGCACUAAAUCCCCAAGAGCAAAUAACAAAAUUGAUUCUUCAAAAACCUAUAAAAUCAAUCUUCCUCUGCAAAAUACCUCUCCAAAGCUAAUGAGCAAAGCUUUGUAUAAUAGCUAUUACCAUCCUCUAAAAGCCAAAAGAAUUUGUGAUAUGGAAAUUUCAGCAAAAAAUUUCAAAAGCGAGACAUCUAGUCCGAAUAAUUCGCCACAUGGCUCAUUUAUGUAUAAAAUGAAAACAACGAGAAUAGAAAAGUUUUCUCCUUCGAAACUUAAGGAGUAUAUAAAGUAUCCUAAAGAUGAAAUUUUAGUAGUCGAAGACGAAUACCAAGAAGAAAUCCCCGUUUGUCCUUUUAAGCUUGCUAGAGACGCAGUGUAG
Molecule: messenger RNA, 843 nt
Organism: Blepharisma stoltei
Lineage: Eukaryota; Ciliophora; Heterotrichea; Heterotrichida; Blepharismidae
Source: the annotation of a GenBank genome assembly